AAGGCGACACGCGCGCACAUUGUAGCCUAUGUUUCUCCGAUGGCAUCGGCGUGUCUCCAGUGGAUCUUCACACUGUCGAUGGUCUUGGUCAUCUUUCAGGGUGUGUGUGUGAUGUUUUACUACACAGCCGACACACACUCGUCCAGAGAUGCGAUCACAAAGGGGUUUCUGAGGCUGCACUGUGAAAAACUCAGACGCAAGUUUUCAAUCAUCAAAUCGGCCAAAAGUAUAAAUUUCGAAAGGUUCACGGAGGAGCUGUCAGAUUACAUGAGCUGCCCGUACAAAUCAAACCAAACUGAGCGGGAGCUGAACAGAAUCCGGUUGCAGUUUUGUUGUAACGCCACAGGAUCAUUCAUCCUCACCAAACGCAACACAGCCAUCAAUCAAUCCAUCCAAUAUGAAACAAGCACAACAAAAACAUACAAAAUGAAUGCAGCACUUCACAGUAUGCUGCCUGAGGACAUCCCCUGGUCCGGUCGGCGUCUGGGUCGGUGUGCUGUGGUCGGCAGCGGUGGGAUUUUGAAAAACAGCAGCUGUGGACGUGAGAUUGACAAUGCAGACUUUGUCAUUCGGUUUAAUUUGGCAGAGGUUAAUGACAGUGAUGUUGGACUGAAGACGGAUCUGGUAACCAUCAACCCCAGUCAGAUCCGAUACAAAGACCUGCAGAACAAUCCGGAUCCGUUGGUGGAGCGGGUCAGUGUGUACGGAAACGCCUCCCUCAUUAUUCCUGCCUUCGCCUACACCUUCUGCACAUCAGUGUCAAUCAAAGUGCUCAAAGUCCUCCAGCCAAUCAGACCUCAUCAGCCAGUGGUGUUCUUCAGCCCCUCUUACCUGCGGUCACUGGACCGGUUCUGGAAGGGGCGUGGCCUGCGGGAGACGCGCCUCUCCACUGGGUUUAUUUUAAUCAGCACUGCACUGGAACUGUGUGAGCAUGUUCACGUUUACGGAUUCUGGCCGUUCAGUAACGACCUGCAGGAUCAGCCGAUUCCAUACCAUUAUUACGACCUGAAGCGUCCGCACCCCCACAUGCACAAGAUGCCGGAGGAGUUUGUGCGACUACUGCAGCUCCACAGCCAGGGGGCGCUGACACUGCACCUGCUGCCCUGCGACUCGCCAGAGACGGAUCGAGAAAAUAAUUUAUAGGGUUUGCAUGAAGACUAUCCCAGAUUGUUAACCCCUUAAGCCCUGAGGCCAUUUUUAGAGUUUUUUGUCUGAGAAACACACAUAAAAGUAAAGACUCAUAACUUCAAAACUCUAGCAAGGAGAGUCAAAAGGUUGGUAUCGUUUGAUAGAAAACUUUUCAAAUUUUUUGAAAAUAUAAAUUACAUUACUCUUUUUAAUCAUGAGCGACUGCUGAAAAUAAUGUUGUGCAAUAUUCUACGAUCUGUUCAUUUUUCACGUAGUUAUAAGCGAAAUACCAACGCGAGUGCUUCAUCAGUAUAUACUUGGCCAGGAACGUCUGUGGUAUUUUUGGUGUUAGGGCGCCACGGCGAAUAUCUUUAGAUCUGAUUCAUGCAAUACAUUGAGUUUGGGUUCUUUUUAAUCGUGAGCUUCUGCUGUAAAUAACGAUGUGCAAUAUUUCAUGAUUGAUGUAUGUUUCAUGAAGAUAUGAGUAAAAAUGCCAAGUCUAAACUAC
Messenger RNA from Pimephales promelas (fathead minnow), 1636 nucleotides. Its product is annotated as alpha-2,8-sialyltransferase 8E. Gene Ontology annotation, biological process: oligosaccharide metabolic process; N-glycan processing. Gene Ontology annotation, molecular function: alpha-N-acetylneuraminate alpha-2,8-sialyltransferase activity. The record is from RefSeq and is a predicted model, not a curated record. Lineage: Eukaryota; Metazoa; Chordata; Actinopteri; Cypriniformes; Leuciscidae.